This is a messenger RNA of Gongylonema pulchrum, 576 nucleotides long. The record is from the annotation of a GenBank genome assembly. Lineage: Eukaryota; Metazoa; Nematoda; Chromadorea; Rhabditida; Gongylonematidae.
AUGAAGUUCAAUAAAGCAAUUACAGCAAGAUGCAUAUUGUCGCCAGUGUUACUGGAUGACGAAGAGCUGAGUGAGGAGGAGACGGAGUUCGAUGAUGACGAGGAAACGAUGAAUCUUAUCAAGUUCAAUAUUUGCUUUCCCUUAAUCGACGCCGUUCUGCGAAAUGAAGCCUUUGCCUAUGCACUUCGUUUAAAUACCAUGCGUCUCUUCUCUUCAGCUCUUAAAGGCAAAUUUAUAAAGGAAGAUGAAAUACAAAGUCUCCCGUUGGGCAGUGUUUGUUUGCUUCUUUUGCAUAUUCUUGCGACGGAUGCAUCCGAAUUGUAUCCACUUGCUAAAGCGUCGCUGGAAGCAUUUUGCGAACUUCUGGACAGGUGCCCUGAAAAAGAUUCAAGUCUGAUUGCGGUUCUUGAAAUUAUCAUACAGCGUCUAAUGGAUCAAAAUGAUGGUCUAAGAGAAUCCGCUUUGAUGUGUCGCUUCCACGGAAUACCACAUUACUUUGUCCAUCUCUCCUUCCUCACCUCAUUUUUUCAAGAGAUGGGUUUAGCAUUUUCUACAACGAGAUACUUGUUUAAGUAG